UCACGACGUCGUUCGACUACAACAAAGUUUUCAGCUUUUUAUAGACCUCACAAAAGAAGGGGCGGGUGGGGGACACGGAGAGAGACCAGCUUUGAAGCCCAAUGGCAAAACCAUCUCUUCCAUACGAUCGCCUCAGUCUCAUCAUACAUUAGGAGGGGCUUCUAAUUUUAGCAAUCAGGGUUUCCAUAUCUGAUUUCGGGCGAUCCAUGGCCGCGGCCACCGCCGCCACAACCUCCACCGCGACGAAUGUUGCGAAACAGAAAGAGAUGAAGGGUCUUUUAUUAGGCAGGUAUGAAAUUGGAAAACUCCUUGGGCAUGGAACGUUUGCCAAGGUAUACCACGCCAGGAACGUCAAGACCGGGGAGAGCGUGGCGAUUAAAGUGAUUGAUAAAGAGAAGAUCUUGAAGGUAGGGUUAAUAGCCCACAUCAAGCGUGAGAUCUCGAUUUUGAGGAGAGUCCGCCAUCCCAACAUUGUGCAAUUGUUUGAAGUCAUGGCAACCAAGUCGAAAAUCUUCUUCGUGAUGGAAUACGUGAAGGGUGGUGAGCUGUUCAACAAGGUUGCCAAGGGCAGGCUUAAGGAGGAAGUUGCUAGGAAGUAUUUUCAGCAACUGGUUUCCGCGGUGGGUUUCUGCCACGCGCGCGGCGUCUAUCAUCGUGAUCUGAAACCAGAAAAUAUAUUGCUUGAUGAAGAUGGGAAUCUUAAAGUCUCGGAUUUUGGGUUGAGUGCUAUAUCCGAGCAGAUUAAGCAGGAUGGCCUUUUCCAUACCUUUUGCGGGACACCGGCGUAUGUGGCGCCGGAGGUGUUGGCAAGGAAGGGAUAUGAUGCGGCCAAAGUUGAUAUUUGGAGCUGUGGCGUGAUACUCUUUGUUUUGAUGGCGGGCUACUUGCCAUUCCACGAUCAAAAUAUCAUGCUUAUGUAUAAGAAGAUUUAUAAAGGUGAAUUUAGGUGUCCCAGGUGGUUUUCACCCGAAUUGGCUCGGCUUUUGAGACGCUUACUUGACACAAAUCCGGAGACCAGGAUCACGAUUCCGGAGGUCAUGAACAAUAAAUGGUUCAAAAAGGGGUUUAAGCAUGUGAAAUUCUAUAUUGAGGAUGACAAGUUGUGCAGUGUUGAUGAUGUGAAUGAAGAUGUGAAUGACGACGCUGAUUCUUUAUCUGAGCAGUCGCUAUCUGAAUCAGAAUCUGAGUUGCUGACCAGAAGGAAGAUCACUGGUCUUCCUAGGCCUGCUAGCUUGAAUGCUUUUGAUAUCAUCUCGUUUUCGCGUGGUUUCGAUUUGUCAGGGUUGUUUGAGGAAGGAGCAGAUGGAGGGGCAAGGUUUGUUUCAGGGGCACCUGUGCCAAGCAUCAUAUCAAAGUUGGAGGAAAUUGCCAAGGUUGUGAGUUUUACAGUGAGGAAAAAGGAUUGCAGGGUGAGUUUGGAAGGAUCAAAGGAUGGUGAGAAGGGACCCUUGACUAUUGCAGCUGAGAUAUUCGAAUUGACACCAUCGUUGAGAGUGGUUGAGGUGAAGAAGAAAGGAGGGGAUAGAGUAGAAUACGAGGAAUUCUGUGACCGUGAAUUGAAGCCUGGAUUGCUAAGCCUCACGACGGCAAAUGUUGUUGAUUCUUCUUACUUGCCUUCAGACACUGAAUAGAGAGAUAAAGAAGGGAGAAGAGUAUGCCCUUCUUUUUCCUUCCUUUUUUAACACUUGAUGGCUUCUGUAUGAUAGUUACUUUGUUUUUCUUAUUUAUUUCCAUAUAUACCUCUUGUUCUGCUGGUUAAAUGAAGCGCCAAUGUAACCUCAUCAUUCUUGGUUAAUUUAUGUUCAUGUUGAAGUAGAUUCUCUAAAAUCCUCUGGAGAAUGAAGCGGACCCUCGAUGAGUUCUAGCUGUUUAACUUCUGAGAGAAGUAGAUAGGUAAAUUUACCUUGUUGUUGAUUAAUAACGAGUGUGAGUAUAUAUCUAUUAUCAAA
Molecule: messenger RNA, 1949 nt
Organism: Sesamum indicum (sesame)
Lineage: Eukaryota; Viridiplantae; Streptophyta; Magnoliopsida; Lamiales; Pedaliaceae
Product: CBL-interacting serine/threonine-protein kinase 12
Biological process (GO): signal transduction; protein phosphorylation
Molecular function (GO): protein serine/threonine kinase activity; ATP binding
Source: RefSeq, a predicted model, not a curated record